AUGGCGAGUCCCGGAUUAAGCAACCGAAAUAACGGGAAGCGGUUAGGCAUUACGGAGCCCAUCUCGUUAGGUGGACCGACGGAGUACGAUGUGAUCAAGACUCGUGAACUUGAAAAGUAUUUGCAAGAUGCUAGAUUGUAUGAGAGUCAGGAAGAGGCUGUGAGUAGGGAGGAGGUUCUUGGCAGGCUAGACCAGAUUGUGAAGAUAUGGGUUAAAACAAUCAGCCGAGCAAAGGGCUUGAAUGAGCAACUAGUGCAUGAAGCAAAUGCUAAGAUUUUCACCUUCGGCUCAUAUCGGCUAGGGGUUCAUGGCCCUGGAGCAGAUAUAGACACACUCUGCGUUGGACCUAGACAUGCAACUCGAGAAGAAGAUUUCUUUGGCGAGCUACAGAGGAUGCUGUCUGAGAUGCCUGAAGUUACAGAGUUGCAUCCUGUGCCUGAUGCUCACGUCCCAGUUAUGAAAUUCAAGUUCAGUGGGGUUUCAAUAGAUCUUCUUUAUGCAAAACUAUCACUUUGGGUUAUUCCUGAAGACUUAGACAUAUCACAAGACUCAAUACUACAGAAUGCAGAUGAACAGACAGUUCGUAGUCUCAAUGGUUGUAGAGUUACAGAUCAAAUUCUGCGUUUAGUGCCAAGCAUUCAGAAUUUCCGCACAACAUUGAGAUGCAUGAGGUUAUGGGCAAAGCGUCGUGGUGUUUAUUCAAAUGUUGCAGGAUUUCUUGGUGGUAUAAACUGGGCAUUGCUUGUUGCUCGCAUAUGCCAACUUUACCCAAAUGCACUGCCUAAUAUGCUAGUGUCUCGGUUCUUCAGGGUGUAUACUCAGUGGCGUUGGCCAAAUCCAGUCAUGCUCUGUGCUAUUGAAGAAGGUUCUCUUGGACUUCAGGUUUGGGAUCCUAGAAGAAAUCCAAAGGACAAGUAUCAUUUGAUGCCUAUAAUUACUCCGGCUUAUCCCAGCAUGAACUCCAGCUACAAUGUGUCCUCAAGUACGCUGCGUAUCAUGUUAGAGGAGUUUCAGAGGGGAAAUGAAAUUUGUGAGGCUAUGGAAGCAAAUAAGGCUGAUUGGGACACCCUUUUUGAGUCUUAUGAGUUCUUUGAAGCAUAUAAGAAUUAUUUGCAGAUAGACAUCAGUGCAGAAAAUGCUGAUGACUUUAGAAAAUGGAAAGGCUGGGUUGAGUCCCGUCUUCGCCAACUAACGCUGAAGAUUGAGAGGCACACUUAUGACAUGCUACAGUGUCACCCACACCCAGGUGAUUUUUCAGACAAAUCCAGACCUUUUCAUAGCUCUUACUUCAUGGGCCUACAACGAAAACAAGGAGUUCCCGUCACUGAAGGUGAGCAAUUUGACAUAAGGGCAACAGUAGAGGAAUUUAAGCAGUCUGUCAACCGGUACACAUUAUUGGUGCAUGGAAUGGAGAUCCGUGUAUCCCAUGUAAAACGCAGGAACAUUCCUAAUUUUGUAUUUCCUGGUGAGGUUCGACCUUUGCGCCCGUCUAAAGUAACUUGGGGGAGCAGGCGCGGUUCAGAACUGAAGGUUUCUGGUGAUGCUCAACCGGAUAAAUUGUGUGAAGAUGGUGGACAGAAGAGAAAGCGGGUGGAUGAUACUGUAGAGACCGACUCAAAGUAUGCCAAGUCUUUACAUCUCUGCAGUGGGGAAGUUCAUGCAGCUAGCCCUCCUAUCAGCACUAUCAGUUCACGUUCCACAAAAUGUGAAAGUAUGGAUGCAAACAAAAAAGUUGAUGAUAGCAUAGCAGUUAGCUUAGAAAAGAUAGAAAACCCAGCAGAUAUUCCUUAUCAGAAUGGUCAGAUUGAAGUAUUGUCAAGGUGCAAUCCCCCAAACGAUAGUCUACCUGCUGCUGCGAAUACAUCAAGUUUUAAAGAAGCAGAGAAGAUGGUAUUAGAGAAGAAUAUGGCUGGCCCAUAUGUUUCACACCAAGCUUUUCCAGAACUGGAUGAGCUUGAAGAUGAUUCUGAAUAUAGACAUCAAGUUAAAGAUUUUUCCAGGAACAUGAAAAGCAGUCAAAUGGAGCCUUCAGAGGAGAGCGUAUCAGUUUCAGCGCCAGUAAACUCAAGCAAUGGAGCUGGUCCUUCCACUGAUUCAUAUAAUGGGGGCUUAGAGGAACUUGAGCCGGCGGAACUUAUGGUGCCAUCUUCAAAUGGAACCCCACCUGAACCUGUGGCACAGAAAAAGUCGAUCAUCAGGUUGAAUUUCACUUCGUUGUCCAAAGCUGCUGGUAAAAGCUCUAAAGGAUGUUGA
Molecule: messenger RNA, 2253 nt
Organism: Prunus armeniaca (apricot)
Lineage: Eukaryota; Viridiplantae; Streptophyta; Magnoliopsida; Rosales; Rosaceae
Source: the annotation of a GenBank genome assembly